Molecule: messenger RNA, 1818 nt
Organism: Alternaria triticimaculans
Lineage: Eukaryota; Fungi; Ascomycota; Dothideomycetes; Pleosporales; Pleosporaceae
Exons: 6
Coding region: 1-1818 (605 amino acids)
Source: RefSeq, a predicted model, not a curated record
AUGGCGAGGCAGAAGAGCUACGGAGUUAAUCAACGUUCACAGCAUGGGAAACAUUGGCAUCCAAUAUUCUUCGAGCGUCGCUUCACUGGGGAUGACCCACUUGUGGAACAAUGCCGCAGAGUCUUCGUCGGCGAAGUCGAAGGCAACGAGACCAGCCGAAACGACAACCCGCAAAGCGGCGGGCACAGCGACGCGAAUCACGGCGAAGAGGAGGGAAAGGAUACUGAGGAUGACAGGAUUACCGACAACGCAAUGUCAGCUACGGGUGCCGCUGUCAGCAGCACCAAUACAGCACCCAAAUGGCAGCGAUAUCAAGGACAAGAGAUCAAGCUCUUGUUUGACGACAAGCUCAGCCAUAUGUUCCUCGGAGAUUGGGACGGAUCGAUCUCCUCAUGGGAGGCAAAAGUUGUGAGACACUUCUUCUCAAGUGAAGACAACAACGCAUUGGUCAAAGCUGAAGACAAUGCAUGGGCUUGGUUGGACGAUCGCGAGUACUGCACAGCCUAUCUUGUUCUACGCGAAGUCGAUCCAUUCCCAACUGAAAAGGCUGGAGUAGCGGAGAAAGACACCACGAACACGCCAUUGGUCGACCUGGCAUGGCUUGAUAUACAGUCGUCUUUUGGUUCAGCAUCCACCGGGCACGUUAUUGAAGAAGCCAAUAUUAGUGUUGUGGUAUGUGGGUGGAGUAACACUCAGUGGACUGGAUAUGCUUUCGCCAACACCCGUGUCGAAGCUGAGGAAGAAGAAGAUACCGAUUCUGAGGAAGAGGCCGAAGAUAUGCCUCAACAAGAUUUUCUGGCUGCUGAAGACGGCCUGGACUAUGUGCUCGAUGCAAACAAUCCAGAGUGGGAUGCGCGCAAAUAUUGGUUGAGAGUUCUCUCAGCUCGCUGCCAGCUGGUGUGGAAAGAGUGGCAGAAUCUAGUCCGUACUGUGGAAGAUGCCAUCGAAGCUUGGGCGAUGCAACUUCUGCGCACUCUUCGAGAUUCUCUAUCGAUGACACUUCGCGCAUACAGAAGGUUUGACGAGCCCGGCGGUGAUAAGUGCUACUUCUCCGAUUUGACCGGGCCAAGCGUCAUUGCUCUUCGCAAUGAUAUCAAGGAACAUUUCCAGAAGCUUGGAGACCUCUACCUGAGAUUGGGAUCUCUCAGGGCUUCUUGUAGACAUGUUUCGGAUCAUCUUGGCCGUAUACUGGAUCUUGAGGCUAACCGAUUGACCUUCGAGAGCAUUCAACUGAGCAGAGAGACCAACAAGCUGAAUGUGGAGAGCCACAAGUUGACAAUUAAGAGCAAUGAGCUGAACAUGGAGAGCCACAGAUUGAACAAAGAGAGCAACCAGCUCAAUCUGGAGAGCAAUCUGCUUAACAAAGACAGCAACCGGAUCAAUAUAGACAAUCACGAUCUGAGUGAGCGGACGCACAAAUUGAACCAACGAACGAGUGUCCUCAGCGACAAGAUGCGCGAGAUUAACGAAUUGAGCAUGAAAGCAGCACUGGCGAACCAAGCUGCUGCUGCGAAGACGAGCAACAGCACUCGUGUGAACGUUGAGUUGCUUCUCUUCACAACGCCAUUACAGAUGGUCCUCCAGUACUUCGGCUCCGAGAAGGACAUAUUCGCAUUCAGUCGCAAUCCAAAGUCAUUUGUUCUUGUCUCAAUUGUGCUGAUGCUCAUACUUCGACUCUUCGCUCUGUUAUUCGAGCAUGCGCAUUCUCUGCUCAGAGUAGUCUCAUGGAAGAAGUCGAUUCGUCGAAGCGAGAAACCGCCCCCUUCGUCUUCAGAGGGGCAAGGCAGCAUGGAGUUGGAGGUUAUGCAGCCGGUCUGA